AUGCUUCAUUCAACUCCUUACUACGCUCAGGUGAAUGGGCAAGCGGAGGCAUCAAAUAAGGUUAUUAUUAACCUUAUUAAAAGGCAUUUGGAAGAAAACCCUAGAGAAUGGGAUUCACUCUUGUCGACGGUAUUAUGGGCCUAUAGAACAUCGAAGAGAUCAAGUACGGGAGUCAGUCCAUACAUGUUAACUUAUGGUCAGGAAGCUAUGCUACCUGUAGAAAUUACAGUACAAUCAUUAAGAGUAAAAUUACAAGGGGGCAUGUCCAAGGAAGAGUAUGACGAGUUGAUGUAUGGAAACAUCGAUGAAUUGGGAGAAAGUAGAGUUAUAGCUUUGGAGAAAUUAAUUGCUCAGAAGAAUAGAGUUGCUAAAGCAUAUAACAAACAUGUAAAGGAAAAACGCUUCGAUAUUGGUGAUUUAGUUUGGAAAACUGUUUUGCCAGUAGGUUUGAAAAAUGAAAAGUUUGGAAAGUGGUCACCAAAUUGGGAGGGCCCAUAUUUAGUUACACAAGUUUUAAAUGGAAAUGCUUAUCAUUUGAUGGAUAUUGAUGGGUUUGGAGAAAUGCCUAGAUCAAUCAAUGGAAAAUAUUUAAAGAAAUAUUAUCCUACUAAGUAG
This is a messenger RNA of Syzygium oleosum, 615 nucleotides long. RefSeq lists its product as uncharacterized. Gene Ontology annotation, molecular function: nucleic acid binding. The record is from RefSeq and is a predicted model, not a curated record. Lineage: Eukaryota; Viridiplantae; Streptophyta; Magnoliopsida; Myrtales; Myrtaceae. The coding region runs from base 1 to 615 and encodes 204 amino acids. The transcript has a single exon.